Molecule: messenger RNA, 1602 nt
Organism: Zootermopsis nevadensis
Lineage: Eukaryota; Metazoa; Arthropoda; Insecta; Blattodea; Termopsidae
Gene: eIF4EHP
Product: eukaryotic translation initiation factor 4E homologous protein
Biological process (GO): translational initiation
Cellular component (GO): eukaryotic translation initiation factor 4F complex
Molecular function (GO): RNA 7-methylguanosine cap binding; translation initiation factor activity
Source: RefSeq, a predicted model, not a curated record
UUUCCAUCACCGAAGAGUAAUCUGUGCUUGCGAUGUAAUGUGGCAACAGCGCUGUGAAGUAGAUAAUUUUGCAUGUAAAUAUUUGCACGUCUAAGUGUGUGUUUUAGUAUCAAGAUUGAAUUAACAUUAUAUAAAAUGUCGAAUAAAUUCGAUGCGUUGAAAAGCAGUGAUGACAGUGGUGAGGAAGAAACUGGUAGCAAAGAUCUUCAGAAGGCAGAAAAGGAGUCCUUGACUCCAAUAGAUGUUCCGGCAGGUGAACACAAGUUGCAGUACGCAUAUUGCUUGUGGUUCAGUCGGCGGUCCCCAGGAAAGCAAGCUUCUGUGCAGAACUAUGAUCAGAAUUUGAAGCUGAUAGGACGGUUUGCCUCUGUGGAGCAGUUCUGGGCCUUGUAUAGUCACCUAGUGAGACCAUCAGACCUACAAAGUCAUAGUGAUUUUCACCUAUUCAAAGUUGGAAUAAAACCAAUGUGGGAGGAUGAAGCAAAUCAGAGAGGAGGAAAAUUGAUUUUGCGACUGAGGAAAGGGUUGGCAUCACGUUGUUGGGAAAACUUAGUUCUAGCAAUGCUGGGGGAGCAGUUCAUGGUGGGAGAAGAGAUAUGUGGUGCAGUUGUGUCAAUUCGGUACCAGGAGGAUAUAAUAUCAGUGUGGAAUAAGACUGCAUCAGAUUCAUCAACAACAGCGAGAAUACGAGACACAUUACGAAGAGUCCUUAAUUUGCCUCCAAACACGAUACUAGAGUACAAGACUCAUAAUGACAGCCUUAAGGCAUGGAAAACAGUUCCUCCUCUGAAAAGCUGAAGCGUCAUGAUAACACUGUUGGAUCCUGAGUGUUCAUAUUGUUGGAACAACCAUUCAAAUUAUUAUAGGAUGAGUACAAAAUUUUUGAAGAAUAUCAAGAUAUAAGAGUGUGGUUGCAGAAUGUGACCUGCAAACAAGGACAUAACCCCAUGCUUAUAAUAUAUUCACUUAAGAAUUGGGACACUACAACAGCACUGAAUUUGACAGUGUUGAAGUAUUUUCUGUCAGAUAUGCCGAGGUGCUGCAGACCCUUACCAUUUCAUAUUAAUUGGCGCUUGAAAUCAUCCUGAAUUUCCAAACUUGAAAAAUGUGACAAAAAGUUUUUCUGUUAUGGUGAAUUUGCACAGCAUAUAUGCAUGUAUGUGUAUGUAAUGAAUCAAUAUUGAUAUAGAAUAGAAUCAGAUGAGGUGAGAAACAGUUUCAGUAAUUAAUUUACUUCUUUUGUUUCUGCUGGUAAAAGAUAAAUGUGGAUAUGUUUGGUAUGUCAAGUACACUGUAUACAUAAAAAAAGAAAAUGAUGCCAGAAGAUAGAAAAUUUUCUGUAACAUAUAAUUUAUUGUCAGAUUUGGAAGUGAUAGUAAAUAGAUUUUUAGAACCAAUGUGACCAAAUCCAUAUUAUAUUGUAAUAACAUUUAGAUUGCUUAUUCAUUUGGGGCCUGGAUUUAUGAAUGAUUCUUGAUCUGGAACCAACUUUAUGUUUAUUGCAAAGCACAAAGGUAGAGUGGCUUGUAAUAUGACAUGAUCUUGCCAAUGUGUAUCAUAAUCUGUAAGUUGGUUUUAAAUAAAAGAGAAUAAGAAAUCAUA